Ectocarpus sp. CCAP 1310/34 is the source of this 2283-nucleotide messenger RNA. Lineage: Eukaryota; Phaeophyceae; Ectocarpales; Ectocarpaceae. The record is from the annotation of a GenBank genome assembly.
UUCGAACAAGAGCAUGGAGCGCCGCGGUGCAGCUGGCAGGUGCUGGCUUCAUUUGUCUCUCGCCGGUCAUCUUUCCCGAUCAGACUCGGCUGGGCGCUCGUGGGUAGCAUAUACAUACAUAUAUACAUACGAUGUCGGAGCCGUUGUGGGGGAUGGCGGAUCAUACUCGUGCAAGAUGGGCUUCGCGGGCGAGGACUUUCCCAGGGCCUACCUCACGUCGCUGAUUGGCAGAACGGUAGACUUGGAGGCCACGCGGCGCUUAGAAGCAGAGAUGGGUGCGGCCGUCGACAGCGCCCGGAGUCCAGCAAAAGCGGGGGGGGAGCGGGGGGGGGCAACGGCAAGGCGAAUGUGGCACCCUCCCCCCCCGCCAACGGGCAGCCCCAGCGGGGAGGCAAGGGGGCCGCAGUUUCGCCGGCCGUGCCGGGGGGCUCAGGGGAAUCAGAAGGGGGCGCCGCGAACGGAGAGGAGAAGGACGGGGGGGACGGGAGGACGGUUUAUCGAUGGCACGGGAUAUCUGAUGGGCGGCGGGGCGGACAUGGACGUGUUGCCGCUUAUGGAGGACGGGUUCGUGACGGACUGGGACCUGAUAGAGAAGGUGUGGGAGCACGCCGAGCGGACUCGACUCAAGACGAAGCUGUCGGACCACCAGGUCCUGAUCUCGGAGAAGCCUUUCAACUCUUCGAAGGAGAGGAUGAUGUACACGGAAAUGAUGUUCGAGGAAUUCGGCGUUCCGGCGGAGUUCGUGUCGAAAGACGGGGUGCUUCCGUGCUUCUCCAUAGGGAGGACGACGGCGUCGCUGGUAGACGUGGGGGGGGACAGCGCGGUAGCAACACCGGUUUUCGACGGGUGGGUCGAGAGCAAGGGCAUCGUCAAGUCCGUCCUGGGGAGGAACGCGCUGCAGCGGUAUCACCUGAACCUGCUGGAGGAGGCCAGGGGCGGCGACCCUAUCCCGCCGCUGCCGACGACGAUGAUGAAGACCAUCGCUGACCGAACGCCUCCGCAUGGACGUAGCGAGGGACUUGCUGGCGCUGACGGAGCGGACCUCGGCUCGGCGUUCGAGGCCGACACUCCCAGUUCUCCUCCAUACCCUCCGUGCCCUUCCGGCUGCCGGACGUCACUGAGGUAUAGGCAUGGACAGGUUCAGGGUGCCGGAACAGCUGGUGAGCACGUGGCCGCUGACGGAGGUUCUGUCAGCCGGAAGCGGGAGCAAUCAGGACCCUUCCCCCGGGAUGAGGAUACUGGCGGAGUCCAUCGGCCGACCGGGCUCCGGAAUGCGCCCGCUUCAGAACCGGCGACGGUUGUGGAAUCUGUUCUGGCGUGCGAGCGAGAGCAGCAGGCGCAGCUGUUCAGCAGCGUGGUGUUGGCCGGGGGAGGGUGCUGCUUCGCGGGCCUGGCAGAGAGAGGGUGGAGGCCGAGAUAGAGCAGAGCCUCGACGCUCCGUCCACAGGGUGCAGAGUCAAGGUCCUCGCCGCCGGCAACACCGAGCGAAAGUGAAGAGGACAUGUUGUAGCGCUUGCCUCGCGUCCCGUCGUGGAGGGAUUCUCGGUGGUGGUAAUUGCGGUAGCCGUUUUUCGUCCAGAGUGAGUCGUUGUGUUGGAUGGUACACGGGGUCUGUUCAUUUGUAUUCUACUGUGCUUGCUCUUGUGUGACGAAAACAUGGAUGAGCACACAAAAUUUCAAACCUGUUCUGCCACCAAGUUUUGCCAUAUUGUGCCGCUUUCCGCUGGUUCUGUCAAUUUCCGCCUUACUGUUGUGGGGUGCCCCCGUCAGCUGUAGCUUCAUGUACAGCACAGCGGCGGCGGCUUCGGUUGGAGAGAGGGUCCGGACAAGAAUUACACUCUUAAACCAGUUUCCCGUCAAAUCGUAUCAUAUUGUGAGAUAUGUGUUUUCUCAUGGCCGGGACAAGUCGCCGUUUACUCUCCUCUGACAAUCCGUACUUGCCCAUGAAAAUGAAUAUUCUCUCCUCGACCGUAGCCCUUAUGGCCGUUUUCGUCCAAGUUGGUUGGUGUGUUGCCUCUUUCUCUGUCUUUCGCUCCGCGUUUUCAAAGUUGCGCGAGCUUUCGUAUCUUGUGUGGCUUAUGAUUGUGAAUCUACUCGCAAUGAAUGACCAGUCGUGAGAUCGGUGCUGCUUGUUUUUGUGCUUGCUGCGAUGUAGGCGCCAAACUGGGCAUCUCCCGGGGGCAUUGUUUUGCCAACUCUGUGUUUCAAUUGUUCUGCAAACUUUUGGUUUGCUAUGCAACUAUGCAUCUCUCUUUGCUACAAUGGAAACCGCCUGCUUUAUGC